AUGAAGCAGAGAUUCUCGUCGCUUGACGUGAAGGUCAUUGUCCAGGAGCUGGCCGCGGAGCUUGUCAAUCUCCGCGUGUCCAACAUCUAUGACCUUUCUUCACGAAUCUUUCUCUUCAAGCUCUCCAAGCCAGAUCACCGACGCCAAUUGAUCGUUGACUCGGGCUUCCGUACCCAUGUCACUCACUACUCCCGCACCGCAGCCUCCGCUCCCUCGCCUUUCGUGACUCGCCUGCGCAAAUACCUCAAGUCUCGCCGUGUGACCAGCAUCAAACAGAUCGGCACAGAUCGCGUCAUUGACAUCUCUUUCAGCGACGGCACAUACCAUCUCUUCCUUGAGUUCUUCGCCGGCGGCAACAUCAUUCUUACGGACCGCGACCAUACGAUCAUUGCGCUGUUUCGUCAAGUGUCCGCAGCCGAGGGUGAAGAAGCCAAAUUGGGUCUGACCUACACUAUUACAAAUAAGCAAAACUAUGAAGGUGUGCCGGAGAUCACCGAUGACCGAGUCAGGCAAACGAUCGAAAGAGCCAAAGCGCUGUUCGCCAAGGACGAGGGUGCCGCGAAGAAGACAAAGAAGAAGAAUACAGAUGUCUUGAGAAAAGCAUUCUCUCAGGGAUUCCCUGAGUACCCGCCUUUACUCCUAGAUCACGCUUUUGCGGUGAAAGGUUACGAUCCCGCGACGCCGUUGGACGAUGUUUUGGCGGACGAAGGGGCGCUACAAAAGGCGAAAGAAGUGCUCGAGGAAGCCCAGAGAGUCUCCCAAAGUUUCGACACUGGCGAGAGCCAUCGGGGUUAUAUCGUUGCGAAAGAGGAUAAGCGAGCUUCUGCCGAUGGCGAGAAUGCGUCACAGACGACGGGCCUUUUGUACGAGGAUUUCCACCCAUUUCGACCACAACAAUUUGAAGGCAAGCCUGGCAUCACAAUUCUUGAAUUCGACAAGUUCAAUGCCACUGUCGACGAGUAUUUCUCGUCCCUGGAAUCACAACGCCUGGAGUCUCGACUGACCGAGAAAGAGGAAGCUGCUAAGCGGAAGCUGGAGGCUGUCCGGGAAGAGCACAGAAAGCGUAUCGACGCGCUCAAGACCGCACAAGAACUCCAUGUUCGGAAGGCCAAUGCCAUCCAAGAUAACAUGUAUCGAGUUCAGGAGGCCAUGGAUGCAGUCAAUGGUCUAGUUGCGCAAGGAAUGGAUUGGGGCGAGAUCGAGCGGCUGAUCGAAAUGGAACAGGGUCGUGGAAACCCCGUCGCGCAAGUCAUCAAGCUUCCUUUGAAACUUUAUGAAAACACCGUUACCCUGUUACUGGCUGAAGCCGGCGACGAAGAUGAAGACGAGGACGAGGAUGAGGAAGAAGAUGCGUCUAGUGACGAGUCCGACUCCGACUCCGACUCGGAAAGCGAGGCCCGAGAAAAGCAGCGCCGUGCUGAUGCUUCCUCCAAGAUGUUGACUAUUGAUAUUGACCUGGCUUUGUCUCCGUGGGCGAAUGCUUCCCAGUAUUUCGACCAGAAGAAGCAAGCUUCGGAGAAGCAGCAACGCACGGCCCAAUCAUCGACAAAGGCGUUGAAGAGCCACGAGAAGAAGGUAACGGCAGAUCUGAAGAAAAGUUUGAAACAAGAGAAACAAGUUCUGCGUCAAGCCCGUGAGCCAUUCUGGUUUGAGAAAUUUGUCUUCUUCAUCUCGUCUGAAGGUUACUUGGUUAUUGGUGCCCGCGACGCAAUGCAAAGCGAGUUGCUUUACCGUCGGUAUCUGCUCAAGGGUGACAUCUUCAUUCAUGCAGACCUGGAGGGAGCGCUUCCCAUUGUGGUGAAGAACCGCCCCGGGAAGUCUGAGGCUCCCAUCUCACCCAGUACCCUUUCUCAGGCUGGAAACAUGUGUGUUGCGUCAUCUAUUGCCUGGGAGUCCAAGGCCGUCAUGUCUGCCUGGUGGGUGCACGCCAACCAGGUCACCAAAACCUCCCAGGCCGGCGGAGGCCUGCUUCCUACAGGCCGAUUUGAGGUAAAGGGAGAGAAAUACUUUCUUGCUCCAUCCCAGCUGGUGCUUGGAUUUGCGGUCCUGUGGCAAAUUAGCCCGGACAGCGUGAAGAACCACAAGCAAUUGUACGACGCAGAUGGUCAACUACCUGCAGUGGCCACUACGGAGGAUAAAGAGAUCACUCGGUCAGAACAAGAGGAUCGGGUCACGGAACAGCCUGAGCCAACCGAGGGAGAGACCAGAGGAGGCGACGAUGUGCAACAGAACGGCCAGGUUCAAAACGAGCCUAAACAAGAUGAAUCAUCUGACAACGAGGAGCCUGAGGGACAGGAAGAGGACGAUCAGCCUCCAGCGCGCAAUCCUCUCCAACGUGGGGACUCCCAGCUAUCUGUCGAGACGGGUCAUUCGCUUACCGAUCCAGAGAACGACUCCGAUGCUGAAGAACAGGAUCAAGCUAUAGGAGAGGCUGAAUCAGAUCUGAAGUCCGCACAGGCUGACGAGGUUGAAGUAGACUCCAAGGAGGCGUCGCACAGAGUGAACGAGCAAACCUCUUCGAUUGACGACCGAAAACAGCUCAACGCCCGAGAACGACGCAACUUGCGCCAAGGAAAGCCCGUGGAGCGACUAGCCGGAGAUGAGCCUAGUGCGCCGCGCAUUCCCCCCACUCGCGGCAAGAGAGCAAAGGAGAAGCGAGCCGCCGCCAAGUAUGCUCAUCAAGACGACGAGGAACGAGAACUCGCUCUCCGUCUUCUCGGCGCCGACAAGGGCAAAGCAGCCAAGGCUGCGCAGGCUGCGGAAGCCAAAGCUCAGCGUGAGCGCGAGGCCGAAGCUCAAAAGGCCCGCCGUCGUGCGCAACACGAACGCGCCGCUGAAGCCGAGCGAAAGCGGCAAGCUGCCUUCGAAGAAGGUGGUGAUGACUACAGUGAAGAUGUUGCCGCCGCGGAAGCCGCUGCUCUCAGCUGGUUGCCUGCAUUGGUGGGCAACCCAUCGCCUGAUGACGAGAUCCUCGCUGCGAUUCCCAUGUGCGCACCCUGGGGGUCUCUGGGCCGGUACAAGUACAAGGUCAAGCUUCAACCUGGUACUGUGAAGAAGGGCAAGGCAGUGAAAGAGAUCGUGGGCCGGUGGGUGUCCGAGACCACGACUGGUAAAGUGAAGAAGGAGUAUGCCGAGGAUCUGGGCAUCUCGCGGGUGGAUGCGGAGAAAUUGCGGGAACGUGAGGGAGAGUUGAUCAAGGGCUGGAAGGAUACGGAGAUUAUCAACACCAUGACUGUGGGCAAAGUCCGAAUCAUGACUGCCGGUAGUGGCAGCGGAGGCAGUGGUGACAAAGGGAAAGGUGGUGGAAAGGGUGGCAGAGGUGGAGGUGGUCGAGGUGGGGGCAAAGGAGGGAAGAAGAAAUAG
Messenger RNA from Penicillium diatomitis, 3363 nucleotides. Its product is annotated as putative DUF814 domain protein. Gene Ontology annotation, molecular function: tRNA binding; ribosomal large subunit binding. The record is from RefSeq and is a predicted model, not a curated record. Gene Ontology annotation, biological process: ribosome-associated ubiquitin-dependent protein catabolic process; rescue of stalled cytosolic ribosome. The transcript is spliced from 4 exons. Bases 1 to 3363 code for a protein of 1120 amino acids. NCBI's taxonomy places the organism in Eukaryota, Fungi, Ascomycota, Eurotiomycetes, Eurotiales, Aspergillaceae. Gene Ontology annotation, cellular component: RQC complex.